Aethina tumida (small hive beetle) is the source of this 1090-nucleotide messenger RNA. RefSeq names its product mediator of RNA polymerase II transcription subunit 29 (gene ix). Gene Ontology annotation, biological process: regulation of transcription by RNA polymerase II. Lineage: Eukaryota; Metazoa; Arthropoda; Insecta; Coleoptera; Nitidulidae. Bases 194 to 769 code for a protein of 191 amino acids. The transcript has 4 exons. The record is from RefSeq and is a predicted model, not a curated record. Gene Ontology annotation, molecular function: transcription factor binding; transcription coregulator activity. Gene Ontology annotation, cellular component: mediator complex.
ACCUGUCAUUGUAAACCACCAUUUGUAGUCCGUGUUUGUUUGUUUUCUAAACAUUGUAGAUUUCUCACAUUGCUGUUGUCUUCAAUCCAAAUAACAUUAUAAUUAAUUGCGCGCUUAAUUUAAAUUGUAAAAACGUUUACGUGACCGUAAGGGAUUGGAAAGAUUGUGAGGUUGUGUUGCACAACCGUAAACAAUGAAUGUAUUAAUUAAUCAACCCAAUCCCCUGUUGCAACAGCAGCAGUUGCAACAGCAACAACAGCAGCAGCAGCAGCAGCAACAAGUACAACAACAGCAGCAGCAGCAACAACAACAACAACAGCAGCAGCAGCAACAACAACAGCCUCAGCCACUUUUAAAUAACAUUUCCAAAAUAAAAUCUUUGGUUGGACCACUGAGGGAGAAACUAUCUUCAACUAUCAAGACUGCAGCACAAACUCUAACUCAAAACAGCCAAGUCGAUGCUGGUUCACAGAAAAGUGUAGAUACCCAGUUACCAAGGUUUGACAAACACCUAGAAGAAUUUUAUUCUAUUUGUGACCAAAUCGAGCUACACUUGAAAACUUCUAUUAAAUGUCUCAGCCAACAUGAAAGCAGCAACAGGUAUUUAAAUAUUCCAGUCAAUACAACAAGAUGUGAUACUAUUGGGGUGAAUGAAAAUCAGCUGACAUACCCGCAGUUCUUAGCAACAGCAAGUGCACAAGUUGCUUACACAAAGGAAAUUCACGAUACUUUAGUCGCUGCUGCACAAAAUAUAUCUCCAUCUGAUUGACAUUUUCAACAGUCAUAUUAAUAUUUUAUUUUGUAAUAUUUUACUCAGAAAAUAAAAAUUGCUAUUCAACCCUAGUCGCAAACACAUUUUGGCAUUGAGGCACAUUAUGCUAAUAAAAUGAUCAUUUACGAUAAAAUUACAAUUUAUUAUUUUAUUUUAUAUGGCAUAGUGGAAUAUAUGUAAAUAGUCAUAUUCCUACAUGUAUAAAACUAAAAUAUUUCAUACCAAUAUCAUAAUAUUAUUCAUACAUUUUAUCUAGUUUACAGUUCUAUGUAAUAAUAGAAUGUAAAAAUUAAAUUAUAAUAAAAUUUUUGGUAUUAA